Molecule: messenger RNA, 1396 nt
Organism: Paramecium sonneborni
Lineage: Eukaryota; Ciliophora; Oligohymenophorea; Peniculida; Parameciidae
Source: the annotation of a GenBank genome assembly
AUGUUUGAUGAAAAGUAAUAUGAUGCAGUAUAAUCUUAAAAUGUAGGAUCAAAUGAAUUUGGAUCCAAUAAUAUACUUGAUGAGAAAUAAUUGGGGCCUGCUCCAUAAAUUGAAAUCAAUUUAGAAUAUAAACCAAUAACUAUUGAUCAAAUGCAAAAAUAAAAGGUGGUACCGAAAAAAUAAUCGUCUUAUAAAGGGGCAGUUUUAACUCUUUUUAAAACCUUUGUUGGUUCAGGCAUACUAGCAUUACCUUAUAGUUUUGCAUAAGGAGGAUAUAUUCUAUCAACUAUAGUAUUUGUGCUUCUAAGUUUACUAAUAAAUUAUUAGUAAGUUAACUUCAUUAUGAUGGCUGAUAAAUAUAGAUAACCGAAUUAACUCUUGGAUUAUUCAAAAUUCAUAGAAAUUACAUUAGGUGCAACAUAUAGAUCUUUAAGUAAAUUAAUUGUAGGUAGUAUGUAAUGGGGAUGUUGUAUAAGUUAUGUUAUUUUUUUUAUGGAGUUUUUUGAAAUCGCCUUUUAUGGAAAUGCUUAAUCAACCUUUUAGCAUUAAUUAUAUUACUUAUUAAUUGCCCUGUUAAUUUUACUGCCUAUGACACUUAUAUAAAAUAUGGCUGUAUUUACAAAAAUUAGUGCUAUAGCAAAUUUAUUAAUAGUUUUCCCUUUGGCUAUGAUUAUGAUUUCAGCCAUACAAACAAUAAUAGAUGAAAAUUAUCCUGAGAAAUACAAAAUGAUUGACUUUUCAGGAUUAUCUACUAUGAUUGGAGUCUCUAUUUAUUCAUUUGAAGCAGUUGGAGUUCUUUUGAAUAUCCAAUCAUCAAUGUAAAAGAAAGAAAAGUUUUAAAGAUUAUUAUAAAUAACUACAAUAGGGGUUGUGUUUUUGUUUAUUAUAUUCUCUUUAGUUUGUGGAUAUGGAUAUGGAAGAAAUAUCAAUUAAAUUGUAUUAUUUAAUUUAUCAGGUAAUCACUUUAUGGCAAUUGUAUAAAUAAGUUAUGCAAUUGGAUUAUUACUCUCAUUUCCAGUAUAAUUAUUGCCUGCAUUUUAGAUAUUGGAAGAAAAUGAAAGAGUUAAAUCUUUUGUAAUAAUUAAAUAUUAAUUUUUAGAUUAAUAAAAGUUAAGAUUAAGCGAACUGUAAAAGAAUAAUAAUAAGAAUGGUUUAAGUACUUCUUUUAAGUUUUAUUGCUAUGUUUAUUCCCUAAUUUGCUGUGUUUUUGUCUUUUGUUGGAGGAUUCUCUGGAAGUGCUCUUUAAUUCUGUUUUCCAUUAAUGAUUUAUAGAAAAAAUUUCUAUGAAAGUUAACCAGUAAGAUAAAGGACUACAUAUUGUUGUUUAAUGAUAGUAGGAAUCAUAAUUGGAGGUUUUGCAGCUAUAAAUUCUCUUAUAUUGUUAAUUUAAGGAUGA